GCGUUCUCCAUUCCCCGGAGUACAACCGACCAGACCAGUCGCUCCUCUGAAUCCGCCGAAGAAACAUCUCUCUCCUCUUAAAACCAUCUUUUGAUUUCUUAUCGGAACUGAGAAGAUGCUCGCUCAAAGUGUUCUCGUCACCGGUUGCAGCCGCGGCAUCGGCUUGGAGUUUGUUCGGCAGCUGGUAUCGUGCGAUAAACCUCCGGCCGUGGUCAUAGGUACUUGCAGGAAUCCGGACAAAGCUGAAGAACUGCAACAACUCGCAAAGAAAUAUUCAAACCUGAAGAUCAUCAAAUUUGACGUGGUAGACUACGCCAGCCUCCCCCGCGUGGUCGAGGAGGUCGGGCGGGCCGUGGGCGACGGGGGACUCAACCUCCUGAUCAACAACGCGGGCGUCAUGGACAAGUGCCCCUCGCAGAUGUUCGGCGUCCCCCUGCAGCAGCUCGAGGCCAAGCUGUUCAGCGAGGUCCUCGAGACCAACACCACGGCGCCCCUCAUGCUCAUCAAGGAGCUGCUUCCCCUCCUCCGAAAGGCCGCAGCGUCGAGCACGGGUCCUAUGGGCGUGUCCAGGGCAGCCGUGAUCAACAUGUCCACCAUCCUGGCUUCGAUGGGCAGCUUCGUGGGCAACGCUGACAUCUAUGGCUACCGGGCGAGCAAGACCGCCCUCAACAUGCUGACGAAGGCCCUGUCGGUGGACUUGGGGCACGAGGGCCUGCUGUUCGUGGCGCUGCACCCCGGCUGGGUCCAGACCGACAUGGGCACGAGCGCGGGCAUGAUGACGACGGAGCAGAGCGUCAGGGACAUGCUCCAGCUGAUGGCGACGCUGACGGAGAAGAACAACGGCGGUUUUUUGGCGCACGACGGAAGCGAGCUGCCCUGGUGAGGCGGAAUGCGCGCGGCGGACUUCAGCUUUUUGGGGGAAGGUGUUGGGCAUUUGUUUUUAGCCGUGUUCUGAUUGUUGCGUCGUUCUUUUUCAUCUGACGAUUUAUUUGUUUCUACGUUUGUUCCUCCGCAUCAUUGCCAUUUUUUUCCCUCUACCGUUUUGUCUUAGUCGCUUCGUUCUCCAUUUUCUCCUCCUUCACCACUGCCUCUUCUUCUUCUUCUACUUCUCUUUCUCCUCCUCCUCCUCCUUUUCUCUUCAAGAUUGUCAGAUAAAGAGUGCCAAAUGUAAAAGAAAAACGUUUAAUAAAUUAUUAGAAAAUUAA
Penaeus vannamei (Pacific white shrimp) is the source of this 1205-nucleotide messenger RNA. The record is from RefSeq and is a predicted model, not a curated record. Lineage: Eukaryota; Metazoa; Arthropoda; Malacostraca; Decapoda; Penaeidae.